This is a messenger RNA of Coccomyxa subellipsoidea C-169, 1414 nucleotides long. RefSeq names its product tryptophan synthase. The coding region runs from base 1 to 1254 and encodes 417 amino acids. Gene Ontology annotation, molecular function: tryptophan synthase activity. NCBI's taxonomy places the organism in Eukaryota, Viridiplantae, Chlorophyta, Trebouxiophyceae, Coccomyxaceae. Gene Ontology annotation, biological process: L-tryptophan biosynthetic process. The record is from RefSeq and is a predicted model, not a curated record. Gene Ontology annotation, cellular component: cytoplasm. The transcript has 10 exons.
AUGGCAAUAGCUGCAGAGCCGGCUGUUGCAGAGAGGCCACCUGUUGCACAGCGGCCAGACAGUGACGGCCGGUUUGGACGCUUUGGAGGCAAAUACGUACCAGAGACAUUGAUUGGCGCUUUGAAAGAGCUGGAGGAGGAGUAUGCGAAGGCUAUGGCUGAUCCUGGUUUCCAGGCAGAGUUCGCGGCCAUCCUGAAGGACUAUGUGGGCCGCGAGUCCCCCCUGUACCAUGCAGAGCGACUGUCCGAGCGAUACAGGAGGCCUGACGGGUCAAGGCCAGAGAUCUACCUGAAGCGGGAGGACCUCAACCACACAGGCGCUCACAAGAUUAACAACUCUCUGGGGCAGGCGCUGCUCUGCCUGCGCAUGAAGAAGCGCCGCAUCAUUGCCGAGACCGGCGCAGGCCAGCACGGUGUUGCUACAGCAACAGUGUGCGCCAAGUUCGGGCUGCCCUGCAUCAUCUACAUGGGAGCCAAGGACAUGGAGAGGCAGGCGCUGAAUGUGUUCAGGAUGCGCCUCCUAGGAGCAGAGGUGCGGCCCGUGCAUUCAGGCACGGCGACGCUGAAGGAUGCCACCAGCGAGGCCAUCAGGGACUGGGUGACUAAUGUGGAGACCACCCACUACAUCCUGGGCAGCGCUGCUGGCCCCCAUCCCUACCCCAUGAUGGUGCGGGACUUCCAGGCAGUGAUCGGAAGGGAGACGAGACGGCAGUGCCAGGCAGCGUUUGGAGGCAAGCCGGACGUGCUACUUGCCUGUGUCGGUGGCGGUUCCAACGCCAUUGGCCUCUUCCAUGAGUUUGUGGACGAUGAGGACAUUCGGAUGAUUGGGAUUGAGGCGGGUGGCGAGGGUGUUGACACAGAGAAGCAUGCAGCCACGCUGACGAAGGGCUCCCCUGGAGUGCUGCACGGCUCAUUCUCCUACCUGCUGCAAGACGAUGAGGGCCAGAUCAUCGACCCCCACUCCAUCAGCGCCGGGCUGGACUACCCAGGCAUUGGCCCAGAGCACAGCUACCUGAAGGACCUGGGCCGUGCAGAGUACUAUGCCGUGACUGAUGCUGAGGCGCUGGAGGCAUUCGUGCUUGUCAGCCGCCUCGAGGGCAUCAUUCCUGCGCUCGAGACCUCCCACGCAUUCGCCUACUUGGAAAAGUUGUGCCCUGAUCUGCCCAAUGGCACUCGCGUGGUCAUCAACCUGAGUGGGAGAGGCGACAAGGAUGUCAACACUGCUGCCAAGUUCCUGGACAUCUCUGGAGAGUAGGCUCGCUCCCGGCCGCAUGAGACCACUGGGAUGCUGAGGGGAAAUGACAGCAGCGCCCUAUAAUCUUCCCUUUUUGGUGCUCAUGAAGCUGAAGCGUGUGGUCGUCAUUUCAUCAAGGCUCCAUGCUGCUUUCCAGCCCAUGUAAUCUGUGGCUCUCGUC